UGCCUAACAAGACGAAAACCAAAAAGGCCAGAAAUGGGCUCGCUGUAACCAACCGAAAGCAGUGGCCGUUCAAAAACUGGUUUAAAGUGGAUUAUAAAUCCUUGAUCCUUUGCGUUCCCUUUGUUCCCCCGUAACGAUGUCGUUCCAUGGAGCAUUGAAGGAACUGGAGGAAUUGGAGGCUCAACUAAGAGACUCUGAAUUGCAAAUACUCCAGGUAAGUACCCGGAAUGCCGUUCUCCAAGCCCAAUUGAACGACAAGAAUCAGCAAAUCCGGGAUGCCCGCCUAAAAGUUGAGGAGUUAGAUCGGGUUAUCCAUGAUGAAAAUGAGAAAAUCCGAUGGAUCGACCAAGCCACUCAAGCCAAGCAGAAUAAUAUGAGGUUAAUUCAGGCCAAGUUACCGGAACUGGAAAGACAGAAUCAGGAUUUGAAGGCCAAGAAAGAGACCGAGAUCGAGCGGUUGGAGACAAGUCUAAAGCGGAAGCGUGACAGAUUGGCUCAAAGUAUGGCAGUCUGGUCUGGCCAUCCUCAGUUUGAAUAUUGGUCCACCAAGAAGAGAAAUGUGGCCUCUGUAGAUGAGGAAAUAGAAGAAGUCUUGGAUGCCAUUCAAAAGAUUCGUGAAGAGAUUAAAACUGAGAAAGAGGUUUGGAAUCGACAUCAAGCAAAGAGGAUUGAUCUGGACAAUUUGAGGAUGGAGCAUCAGGGUCAGAAAGACCAGUUAGCAGCGUUGGAUAGGGAAAGAGCUCAAUUAGAUCAGAUUUGGAACGACGAGAUUCAAGCUCAGGUAGAAAACAGGCAUCGGGGACCUAGAGAAUCUUCAGUCCAACCGUGUUCCGUGUCGCUUCAGAAAGAACAGGAACAAGCAAAACAACUGGAGCCACCCGAAUCCAUGGAUACCUCCGAACAAGUCAUAGAUUUGUCGUCCAGGGUUGUCGACUCUUCUCACAAUACCCCUGGUCAUACUACUCAUUAUGGAAAGGGAACGCCCAAACCGAGUCCAAAUUCUAAAUGGGCAAAAGUCAAGGUAACUCCCAAAAGGCCAUCGUUAUCAGCAUUGUUUGCUGCCACUCCCAGUCCGAAAACCGAGUCCUCGCUUUCCGCCAACAAGAUCCCAAACAUUGGAAAAUUGUCCCUACCUGCUUUUCCUAAACUCAAUCCCCCGCGAACAAGCAAAUUAGGCUCAAUGCCCGCAGUUCCUAUUAUCUUUCCAAUGAGACCCAUGGGAGAUGCGCUGCGUGCGACGAUCAAGUCGAAUUUUCCUCCUUUGAAUUUGAAGCUGAAUAUGCCGAAGACUAAUUUGACGAACACCAAGUCGCCACUGCCGCAAGUGAAUUCACCCGCACCACUUCAUAACCCUGCACCAAAUUCCCUUUCACCAGACAAAUCGUUCCAGUCUGGUUCCAAGGAGCCCGAAGAUCCCAAACAUUCAAGUCAAUCUACGAAUGACUUCGACUCGAUGAAGUUUGCGAAAGGCGACCAACCCAUUUCUGGAUCAGAGAAGGAAUUUCAAUUUGCCGGCUUCGAAUUCAGGGCCAAUGAUGGCAAUGCGUCAGCGAGCAACUUCAACAUGGAGGGGCGUGAUUUUACUUCCAUCUUUGGAGGCAUAGACACAAAUGGCUCCGAAAAGAAAAGUUCAGCUGGAGAAGAUCCUUUCUCGUUCGCUUUUAAUUUUUGAAAACUUGGCAGUUAAAGGAUUGAGCCAAUGUUGGAAAAUAAAUUGCCUCUAAAUUUAAAA
Molecule: messenger RNA, 1732 nt
Organism: Tigriopus californicus
Lineage: Eukaryota; Metazoa; Arthropoda; Copepoda; Harpacticoida; Harpacticidae
Product: ELKS/Rab6-interacting/CAST family member 1-like
Exons: 2
Coding region: 137-1672 (511 amino acids)
Source: RefSeq, a predicted model, not a curated record